Molecule: messenger RNA, 630 nt
Organism: Drosophila rhopaloa
Lineage: Eukaryota; Metazoa; Arthropoda; Insecta; Diptera; Drosophilidae
Exons: 1
Coding region: 65-436 (123 amino acids)
Source: RefSeq, a predicted model, not a curated record
CAGUCUGAUAAACACAUCGAAAGUACAUACUCUGGAUUAAAUAAGAUAAAGAGCAACAAUAAGCAUGUGGAACAGCAGCUGCCGCGAUGUUCGGCUGCCCAGUGCGAAGAUGAUGAUACACCAGGUGCAGGCCGUGGAGGAGGAUGCCGAGGAACCCGCCCUGGAGUUCCACGAGAACUGCAACCAGGCGUGGCGCGCCCAGUUCCGACACCCCGGGAUGGCCAAUGUGGCAAUCGGUUUCGAGUUCAUGAACGCGCCCAGUCGCCACAUGACCUUUUCGCUUAGCACUCAGGAUGAUGAUACGGAAAACCAGUUGAUCGGUAAUUCCUCUUCCAGCACCUCUCAAAUGGGGCCCACUCCGCAAAUCUCCCAGCUCGAAUAUCUGCCCUACAUGUUCAGCUCGGAGGGCGAGAACCUGAUGCAGCAUCUAUCGUAGUCCAAAAAAAAUAAUUUUCCCUACCAAAUUCCCAAUGUGUUUGCCAACAACAUCUGAUCCGAUUUCCCAUCACCAGGAUACUCCAGCCUCAACCAGCGCUGUCGCAUCUGAGCUCUGAUGGAUCUGGAAUGGAUCCACGAGGCCCCAAUGUUGGGUCAUUUAUAUCACCUCGUUUGUCUCUCAGUGCUUGGAAU